UAGUACCGUUUGUAGGAUCCAGUGGCUAGUGCGGCGCUGAUUGAGGAAGAGGAGGACUUUGCGUGCGCGUGUUUCGCUCGAAAUAACAUGUCGGAUACGCGUCGCCGUCGAAAAUCGCAUCAUUCCGGUGCAUCGGACGAUCUCUCGGACUCCUAUGACGAGUUAAAUGCCACGAAGGAGACGCAGAGCAGUGAACAAACUGAGGCUCAACACGAUUCCGAAUAUGACACAGCUGGCAGUGAUACAGAUACAGAAUCACAGGAUGGUGCCCUACGUGAAAGCGGAGAUGGUCAGGAGGAAGAUAAGCCUCAGCGUAAACUGGAUGAUGAUGAGGAUAGACGUAAUCCGCAGUAUAUACCAAAACGCGGUACCUUCUAUGAACAUGAUGAUAGAACAGCAGAUGAGGUGACGGACACAGCUGUUGAACCACCUAGUGAACGAGAAACAAAAGAGAAGAAAGUGUGGAAGGACAAAGAGGAUAGAUGGAAUCACGAUAGAUAUAAUGAUGAGGAACAGGCACCAAAGAGCCAUGAAGAACUUAUAGCAGUGUAUGGAUAUGAUAUUCGAAAUGAAGAAGGUCCACCUAGAGCACGUAGGAGAAGAAGAUAUGGACGAGGGCCAAACAAGUAUACACGUAAUUGGGAAGAUGAAGAUGCUUAUGGGAAGACAGCAGGUACCGUCACUCCUGCUAAAGGAGGAGGCAGAAAGUCGAGAGGUGGUGAAGAAUUCCCUGCACUGGGUGCCAAUAAUAGUAAAGAUUCUUCUCAGAAUUCUCCAGUAGGAACGGAGGAGCCAGUGAUAACCUCCGCCUGGUAUAGCAAUAAGAACAAAUCUCAGAGCAAAGUUCAGGAUUUCCCGCCGUUGCAAUCUCAAUCCGAUAAUCACAAAACGAAGCCAAGUGGAACGGCUAAUCUCCAGCAUACGAACGAGAAUCGAGCUCCAAACGAGCCAACAAAUCCUGCCUGGAAAAAAGAGCCAAAAAACUCGACUCAGAAUCAAAGUCCUAACCGAAAUUCCGGUGGUGGCGACGCCGAUAAAUCUUUGCAUUCUAAGGCAUCGCCUCGUGACGUCAAUAAACGACACGUCCAGGAGUCAGUAAGUCUAGUCGCGAGCAGAGUUCGCGGUCGAGGCUUUAAGGCUAACGCUAACAACAAUGCAGUCACUAAUAGAACAAUGGAAACGAAGCCGAAAGGACGUGGUGCUGGUCCUAUCUCUGCAGAGAAUAGAAGGAAUAAUACUGGUGGUCAGCAUGAUGAUGAUCAGCAGCUCGUCAAUAAUAUGAAACAUAUGAACGUCAAUGAUGGAGCUGGUUUCCACCAGGGCGGAAGGCAAAACAAAAAUUAUUAUUCAAAUUCUUCCGGACAGCAGAGGCCCAGUACAGUUCCUCCACGUAUGCAACAGCAAUCGCACCAACAACAGCAGCAAUCUCAUCAGCAGCAACAAGAUGCUUCCGGGAACAGGCCAAAACGGUAUUCCAGCUUGCGUCAGAGACCUGCUAUACCAGAAGGACCUGGACAACCUGGAUAUCAACCUCAGCAUGGUCAACAUGGAUACUACCCUCCGCAAGGCGGAAAUACGAGAGCUGUCCUAGAAUCAUCAGGUUAUCCUCAAGGUCCAUUUGAACAAACUCCACCUGUACCAGCACCGGCUGCACCGAUGGCUGCCCAACCUGUAAUUCCAUUGCCUCCAGGAGGUCAAGCAGCAAACUAUGCACCCCCAGCUUUCCUGGUGCCAUCGCCUCAGUUCAUGCCACCUCAGUCAGCGCCACCUAGCAUAAUCAAUUAUGUAUCGGGUCCUAACGGUCCGACAUUCCAACCUAAUUACCAAGGAUAUCAAGGCUAUAACCCAACGGUCCAACCACCAGGACCACCACCACCUCAGGAACUGUUCCAACCCCAAGGUUGUACCUACUACAGUCCUGCUCAGCAACAGCAACAACAACAGCAGGCAGCACCAAUUAGACGGCCCAAGGCGGCAAUACCUAUUCUACCACCCCCCGAUAAUCAACAACACCAAAUCAACAGAGGACGAGGUCGUAUCAUUCAACAGCAGCAACAAUAUCACAGUAAUCUAGAACCGGGUAAUGUUCAACACACUGAGGCUGAAGGUAAGGUCGAAAUUUUGGAAGGUGAUCAGGCGGUUGUACCCGGGCAAUUCGAUAACGCACAGGGAGAUCAAUUGGAGUUUAAUCAGCAAUACGAGAAGAUUGAAACGCCAGAAUUAGUGACGUCCGAUGCGGUGAACGAAGAAAGUGCAUGCGCGAUCCCUGAUGAAGUUGAAAAGAUUGAUGUACCAUGCAACGACGACGAUGCGGUUCAAGACGAAAAUAAGAAGGUUAGAUUACCUACAAUAUCCACUACGAAUGAUGAUCCGCCCAGUGACGUCACUGAUAAUAAUGAGACUAUUUCAACCAAGUCAGUGGAGUCAGAGAUGGCUAAACCCGAGGCUGAGUUAUGCAUAACUGAAAACAAGCUACUCGAGAGCUCCGUGAUCGAGGAAGCAGCUGCCUAAUCGUUUGUACGUAACUUUUUUAAUAAAAUGUUUGUAAAGGCCACGAAAGAAAUGCCGACUCGCCCGGUCAAAUGUGUUACUUUUGAAAUAUUAUCGUCGUCCUCGGUACAAGUCAAUUUUUGAUCUCCAAUCAGCCCGUCUUAAAAGUCUACAGAUCAAGUUCAGCCUGGUGUUAUCUACUACAACAGUGAAUGUGUAAUACAUACAUCUCAUAAUUAUCUAAUUCGUUUAUAAUUAAAACGGUACUGCAAAUUUACAGUGUGUAAUCUUAUACGAAUCAGAUGAUCACGACAUGGUAAACAACGAAAUAUGGAUUCUGCGAGAAGCGGAAUAAGAGGAAACUGGUCUUGAUGCACCAUGCUAAUUGUUUUUGUUCAUUAAUUAAACGUGAAUUUUAAUUAAAAUGGAAACUUUCGGGAACUGGACGAUUUUGCACGAUAAUAGUAUAAUUAUCUUAUACUUCGCUUUAUUGAUUCCUCUAAUGCGGUAUCGAAGUCGUACGAAAAUAUUUGCAUGCAGUGAAAAAAUAAAUAAAUAAAAUAACACGACGAAAAAUAACGCUGGCGGAUUACUACUCGAUAGUAAACAAUUAUGAUACAAUAUAAUAAUAAUAGAGAAUGUUUAGCUUAAUCAUAACUCUUAUCGCGCUUUGCAUUUGCCGAGUAAAAUCAGAAACGUUGACUUUUAUCGCAAAGCUUCAUAGCCCAUGAAUUUUCGUGGUUCUUCUAGGACAGGUACGCGUAUCGCGUGCGUGGUGCCAGAAACUUUAUCUUGUUUUAAAUUCUUAUUGAAAAUAAAAAAGUAAUUCAGGCAGAGAUACAAAAAUGCACGUAUAACUUUAUAACUGCGACUCAACAUCACCAUUUAAUUUUUUUACUUUUUGAUAUUCAGUUUUUGACAUUGAACCAAGUAUUAUGUCGCGAGUUUUAUAUUAUUUUGAAAAUAUAUUUACAUUGUUCUGGCAUGAAAAAAAAAAUCGUUUUUCCAACGCAAAACCUUACAGGUACCAUUAUAACGUUUCGAAUGCUGCUGCUAGUUUGGGGGGUUGCGUUAUUUUAAUACGGUAAAUAUUUAAAGAGAAAAUAAUAGGAGCGCGUAUCACAAUGGGGGUUAUAAGGUAGCAAUUUUACAUGGCUCGUGAUGGCGUACGUUAUAAAUGAUUAUCCAAAAUUCGAAAAAGGGUGCGUACCAAACAAAAGAAUAUACGAAUUAUAUAUGAGAAAGGGAGUCGAGAGGGUGACUUUAGAUUGGAUAGCCGAUGUACUAUGUACACGAAUGCAGACUAAUGCUUAGGUAGAAACGCGUGUUUAACCAGUUAACUUAUUUAUUGUUCGCGUAAGAAGAAGGCCGGGAGGGUGGGCAGCACUUUGUGCCAAGGUCACAGUACUAAGCAAUUAAGUCUAAUUCAGUACGGCGAAUUGAUACUAAACAAACGACGAUUAUAAUUAUUUUAUUUCUUUUUUUCCUGCCCUUUACUGAAUACUUUUUUCUUUCGUACACUUUCUUCCCUAUCUUUUACUCACCGCCCACUCCUGUUGAUCUUCAGUGGAACCUUUUUUUCUUUUUGUAAUUGGAAAAGAAAAACCGUGUUUGUACAUUAUAAUAUUACACAAGAGAACAUGAAUUAUGUGAAAUGUUUAAAUGUACACUUUUGGAAUUUUAAAAAUUGGUUUUUAAGGGGGUGAUAGAGGGAUUGAUCAAUGGUAGAGGGAUUUAUUUCAUUAAGACUCAAAAAUCAUUAUCGUCUUCUACUGUGUUUAUAUAUAUAUAUAUGUUUAUAUGUGUUAAACACAACAAACAUACACACAUAUUGAUACUUGUGCGAUUUUGCGCGACUUCUAUAAACUACUCGAUUAUGCUAAAUAUAAUUGAUUUAAACGAAGGGCGAUUCAUUAGACUUACACUUAUAAGUUCCAUGCAAGAAGCGAUCGUUAAAAAAAUAUGUUAUUUCAAUGAUGCGGUUCGUUUGGUUAAAAAAAAUGUAAUAAAAGUGGCGCGCAAUCGAGCGGUAUGAAAUAUUAAAAUUCGAGGUGGAUCGUUUUUUUAGUCGGUAUCCAAUGACGAUAAUAACGGUACCACGUGAGGAAAAGUAAUUCUAAUUGAAAUAAUGGACUAAGUAGGACAUAACACGCAUUCUGUAACAUAUAGCGAUUUUAUAUUUUGUAGCUGUUGUUCGAUCAAGAACCGAGUGUAAAGCGACGAGGGGAAGAUCGUUGUACCUGGAAUAAGUUAAAUAGAAAAUAAAACCAGGAACCCAUUUAGAUUCGCUGCAAGUUGUGCUACCACACGGCUCUCAUGAAAAAUAUUUGACACUCAACGAUAUUGUAUUACUAUUAUUAUUGCUGCUGUUGUUGUAACUGAUUACAAUAUGAUUGAACAUGUGUAUAAUUCAUAUAUUACGUUUACUUGAUUAAAAGUUUAACUACA
This is a messenger RNA of Cephus cinctus (wheat stem sawfly), 4938 nucleotides long. It is a transcript of the gene btz, whose product is annotated as protein CASC3. Gene Ontology annotation, molecular function: mRNA binding. The record is from RefSeq and is a predicted model, not a curated record. NCBI's taxonomy places the organism in Eukaryota, Metazoa, Arthropoda, Insecta, Hymenoptera, Cephidae. The transcript has 9 exons. Bases 88 to 2511 code for a protein of 807 amino acids. Gene Ontology annotation, cellular component: exon-exon junction complex. Gene Ontology annotation, biological process: mRNA processing.